Messenger RNA from Penicillium subrubescens, 862 nucleotides. Its product is annotated as LITAF-like zinc ribbon domain-containing protein. Gene Ontology annotation, molecular function: zinc ion binding. Lineage: Eukaryota; Fungi; Ascomycota; Eurotiomycetes; Eurotiales; Aspergillaceae. The record is from RefSeq and is a predicted model, not a curated record. The transcript is spliced from 3 exons. Bases 127 to 786 code for a protein of 219 amino acids.
GAAUGUUAAUUCCUUUGAUUGUCAUGCAUUUCGGUUGACAUUAAGAAGAGAGCCUCCCCCUCGUCAACUUGUUUUCUUCCCUCUGAUUCAUUUUCGUGUCUAUCGAGUCAUUUACGCGUCGAUAUCAUGGAGCACAACAAAGACUCUACCGUGGCCAGCGCGCCUGCUGCUGCUACAGAAACACCUCACAACGCCAGCACUGCGACACCUGCGAACAACAACAUCACCAGCACUGGCACCGCCCCUCCAGCAGGUGAAUCAGUACCCGAGAUCACCACCGAAGUCCAGCCUCCACGCUACGAAGAACACGACAAAGAAGUCACACCAGCACCAGGAGCCACUUCCACGAUGACCUCCGCUCCGCUUGAAAAGACUGCAUGGCAAGGUGCCACACAGACCCCGGCUCCCCAGCCGGGCCAAGGCCUAAUUGCCCAGAGAACAGUCGACCUGAACCAGCUUGGCGAAGAGCCACGCCUAGUCAACUGCCCCUUUUGCCACCACCAGGUCAUGACAAGAGUUCAGAAGGAAAGCACCAGUGCCACCGGGAUGGCCGCGGUUGGCUGUUGUCUCUUCGGCGGCAUCAUCUGUGCUUUCCUCCCUUACUGCAUGGAAAUGUGCCACGAUAGCCACCACUUCUGUACAAACUGUGGGCAAAAAGUAGCCAUUCGGCCGCACGAUGGUCAAGUGCAGAUAUUUUCGCCGCAGAACCCUGUGGUCACAGCACCCGCACACAUCCCGCCCCCUCAAGCAGUUGCAAUGACUCACGAGAACAUGGGCAAGAACUAAUGGUCGCUGUCCAAUUCGCACGAUGUAACUAAUGUGUCUCACUUUUUUUUUUUUUACUUGUCCGGGUAUAUGUUAG